GCAUUCAUGAAAGUCCGGAAAUCCCCAGAACUUUACUGGCUGGACCAUCCUUAGCCAGGAGCACCUGGACCUGGUUGAAGAUUGUCUCCGAUUGCGAGUCGAAGAUUUGUACCGGUGAUGUAAGGAGCAAUACCCGGCAAUCAGUUACACGAAUCAAGAAUAAUUCCACGUUCAUCAGGUAUGAGGAUCAAGGCAGGUUUGAAAAGCUUGUGCUGCAAUUGGUUGACUGUGAAAAUACCGAAGAGUUUAAGAAAACUGCGGAAGAAAUCAGACAGGAGCUUGGAGAAGCCAUGGCCUGGCUAAAUUGGUGGAUCAAGCCGGUGCACGCUAAGAUGCUUUUCCGGUCUUAUCAAACCAUUCAUCCCAAUUUGUUGGAGGGUAUGCCAGACACCACAAAUGCAGAAGAGUCACUUCAUUGGAAGAUUUACCUGGCGUGCGGUACCGUCCAGAGCCAUCGCUGGGAAGUCCUUGAAGGUCUUUCGCAGCUGUACCGGUUUGCCCAGAAUCUUCCUGAGCACUUGAGAAUGAUUUGAAGUAAGUUUACCCAUCAUUAAACUUGAGCAAGUGCCAAGCAUGGCUGGGGUCAUCCCUAACAUGCGAACCGAAGGGGCACGUUCAAAAACAAACAACGGCCGGCCACCAGACACCACUGCGGCAUGACAUGCAGAAGAGCGCAAAAAGAAAACUCUGCAGCCUAUAAGCAGAAGGUCAGUCAUAAUGGGAUUUGCUUCAUGAAGGGCAACAGGUGCUACCAGUCCUAUCCUAUCGGUGAAAACACGUGUUGGUUUGAUACAUCACUGGAAGUUCUGUUCUGGUUGUUUGAGGUUUAUAAUGUCGGAAGAGAGCUAAAAAAA
This is a messenger RNA of Saitoella complicata NRRL Y-17804, 854 nucleotides long. RefSeq lists its product as uncharacterized. The transcript has 2 exons. NCBI's taxonomy places the organism in Eukaryota, Fungi, Ascomycota, Saitoellomycetes, Saitoellales, Saitoellaceae. The record is from RefSeq and is a predicted model, not a curated record. The coding region runs from base 291 to 533 and encodes 80 amino acids.